Molecule: messenger RNA, 687 nt
Organism: Emiliania huxleyi CCMP1516
Lineage: Eukaryota; Haptophyta; Isochrysidales; Noelaerhabdaceae
Exons: 4
Coding region: 1-687 (228 amino acids)
Source: RefSeq, a predicted model, not a curated record
AUGGCGUCCGCCAGCAUGUGGGCCUUCCUGAUUUUCACGCCGCCGCUUGUGCUGCGAGCCUAUCGCAUGCGUCGUCCGGAGCUCUCAGUGCAAGCGGCAGCCUUCACCUCCAUCCUCCCGACCACUAACCUCGACUUCCCUGAUGUGCUCACCAGACCGCAGACACUCCGCGGCUGGCGUGUGUGCUGCACAGUCUGGUCAGCGGUGGCGCUCGUGGGCCAUUUCAUCUUGCCGCACCCAGAUGGCGCCGAUUUUGAGGCGCGCUUUUUCACUGUGUGGUGCUUUUCCGGUGUCACUGCGUUCUUCGCUCUUGGCGCGGCACGGCGAAUGGAGGCGGUGCAAGAGGUGACGCUCUUUUGCACGGUGGCACCGCCCUCGCUGCUGACCGCCGCCGUCUUCUGGCUCGUCAUCUUCCCGUCGCUGCCACCCUACCUCCAGCGCCACGCGUUCCGGUUCGACGAGCUGACGAUGCACGCGCUCUCCGUGCCCCUCCUGAUCGCUGACUGCACGUUGCUGUCUCCGAAGCAAGCCGCCGCUCCCACCGCAAACCUCUGGCUCUGGCCUGUCCUCUUCGCCGCAUUCUACCUCCCCUUCCACUGGGCGUGGCUCGCUGCGGGCGGAACGCCCGUCUAUGAAUUUCUGCGCCCGUCACUGCCCUGGGCGGGCGCCAUCCACGCGGGGCGCUAA